Molecule: messenger RNA, 1347 nt
Organism: Lachancea nothofagi CBS 11611
Lineage: Eukaryota; Fungi; Ascomycota; Saccharomycetes; Saccharomycetales; Saccharomycetaceae
Source: the annotation of a GenBank genome assembly
AUGCCUGUAUAUACCGUGUCAAAUGUUCAAAACUUAAGGAUAUGUGUUGUUAUGGUGGGGUUACCAGCUAGAGGCAAGUCGUUCAUUUCUCAAAAAAUUGUACGCUACCUAUCAUGGCUUUCCAUUAAGUCAAAAUGCUUUAACGUUGGUAGUUACAGACGCCAGGGUGCUCCCAGACCAAGUGCUGAGUUUUUUGAUGCUUCCAAUGAAGAAGCCUACAAAAUCAGAGAGCAGGCUGUGACUCAAGCUGUCCAUGACAUGAUGAAUUGGUUUGCCGAUGAGGAAGGGGUAGUGGCAAUCCUCGAUGCAACAAACUCGACGCGGGAAAGGAGAAAGUGGGUCUUGAAACUAUGUAGAGAAAACUCUAUCGAGCCUAUGUUCCUGGAAAGCUGGUGCGAUGACAAAGACUUAAUCCUCAGAAAUAUAGCAGACUUCAAGACGUCAUCGCCAGAUUACGAGGGUGUGGAUCCGGACGUGGCAACAGCAGACUUUUUAGAGAGAAUAGCCAACUACGAGCAGGUCUAUCAGACCCUGGAUGCAGCUGAAGAUCGGGAUCUCACAUUCGUACGAAUGAUGAACAUUGCGCAGCAAGUCAUUAUAAACAAAGUCGAGACCUAUCUGGAGAGUAGAAUUGUUUUCUAUGUGAUGAACCUUCAUAUAAAACCACGUUAUAUUUGGCUUUCAAGACAUGGAGAGUCUAUUUACAAUUUGGAGAAGAAGAUUGGCGGAGAUUCUUCGCUCUCGCAGCGGGGACUCCAAUACGCGGAGAAACUGCCAGAAUUCGUGCGCGAGUCAGCUGGUGACCGGGACUUAACUGUGUGGACGUCAACUUUAAUUCGAACACAGGAAACCGCUCAGCAUUUACCUUACAAGCAAUUGCAAUGGAAAGCACUCGACGAACUAGACGCUGGUGUGUGUGACGGCAUGACCUAUGAAGAAAUCGAAGAAACUUUUCCUGAAGAUUUCAAGGCCCGUGAUGAAGACAAAUACGAGUACAGAUACCGUGGUGGCGAGUCAUACCGAGAUGUUGUGAUAAGACUUGAGCCAAUUAUUAUGGAGCUCGAGCGCCAAGAGAAUAUUCUUAUCAUUACACACCAAGCUGUUCUGAGGUGUAUCUACGCAUAUUUCAUGAACGUUCCUCAGGAAGAGUCGCCCUGGAUGUCGAUCCCACUUCACACGCUGAUUAGGCUUGAACCCAGGGCCUACGCAACUCAUGUCACCAAAAUCAAGGCAAACAUUCCAGCUGUGAGUACCUAUAAGGGCAGAGGAACAAGUCAAGUUGGCGAAAAUGAAGCCAUCGCUAACAAAUCUUUAGAUGCGCUGGCAAACCCUGCCACUAGCGAUUAA